AUGGCGGACUCAUUUGCCGACGUCGCGAAGCAAUUCGUCGACUUUUACUACCAGCAGUUCGACAGCGACCGCAAGGGCCUUGGGCCUCUAUACCGCGACCAGUCCAUGCUCACAUAUGAGUCCAGCUCUGUCCAGGGCGUUAAUGCCAUCGUGGAGAAGCUCGCCAGUCUCCCCUUCCAGAAGGUGCGGCAUCAGGUCACGACCCGCGAUCCCAUGCCUGGCAUCGCCGAUGGCGGCGUGUUGAUCCUAGUGACGGGCGCUCUGUUGGUCGACGACGAGGAGCGACCGAUGAACUUCGCCCAGACAUUCCACCUGAUGCGCGACCCUAGCGGCAGCUACUUCGUCUCGCACGACAUCUUCAAGCUGGUCUUGGGUUAG
Messenger RNA from Phaeoacremonium minimum UCRPA7, 378 nucleotides. RefSeq names its product putative nuclear transport factor 2 protein. Gene Ontology annotation, biological process: protein import into nucleus. Lineage: Eukaryota; Fungi; Ascomycota; Sordariomycetes; Togniniales; Togniniaceae. The transcript is spliced from 3 exons. Bases 1 to 378 code for a protein of 125 amino acids. Gene Ontology annotation, cellular component: nuclear pore central transport channel. The record is from RefSeq and is a predicted model, not a curated record.